Molecule: messenger RNA, 3153 nt
Organism: Megalops cyprinoides (Indo-Pacific tarpon)
Lineage: Eukaryota; Metazoa; Chordata; Actinopteri; Elopiformes; Megalopidae
Product: hormone-sensitive lipase-like
Exons: 13
Coding region: 122-2455 (777 amino acids)
Biological process (GO): cholesterol metabolic process; triglyceride catabolic process
Cellular component (GO): cytosol
Molecular function (GO): triacylglycerol lipase activity; sterol ester esterase activity
Source: RefSeq, a predicted model, not a curated record
UAUGGCUCUGGAUCGCUGAAAUGCAUUACGGGGGAUGGGCGCUCACCACGCUGUUAGUGUAGCACUGUGCCCAGGGGAAGAUGGCAGCAAUCGGUAGGUGGAAGACGGACAUGAUAAUGGCAUGACUGAGAGGCAUUCCACAGCAAUGGACAAUAAGGGCCUGUUCACGGCCCUGCACAACGUGUGCGACGAUGCCAUCGCCGCCCUCUCCGGAGAGCCCAGCACGCUGUACGGGGAGUCGGCCAGGCGCCUCAUCGAGACCAUGACCCGCGUGCAGGAGCACGCCCGCGGCCUCGAGCCCAUCGUCGCCGGCUUCGCCGCCUCCUACCACCACUUCGACUUCGACCCCCAGGUGCCCGCCAACGGGUACCGCUCGCUCGUGAAGGUGGUGCGCUCCUGCAUUGUCUACAUCAUCCAGAAGGGCCACUACAUCUUAAACAACUGCCACAACAUCUUCUUCCGGGCGGCGCACAACGCCACGGAGAUGGAGGCGUACUGCAGCGCCCUGUGCCAACUGCGGGCCCUGCUCUACCUGGCCAAGCGGCUGCUGCACGACAACGACCAGGGCAACCUCUACUUCCAGAAGGAGGGCGGCCUGAGCCAGAGGUUCAUGCAGGAGUACGCCUCCCUGCACAAGGCCUGCUUCUACGGCCGCUGCCUGGGCUUCCAGUUCUCCCCUGCUAUUCGCCCUUUCCUCCAGACCGUCGUCAUUAGUCUGGUGUCCUUUGGAGAGAAUUACAAAAAGCACCAAUCCUUGAUAGGCAUGGCAGCAAGCUCCUUCUUCACCUCCGGGAAGUACGUGGUCGACCCGGAGCUCAGGGGGGCGGAGUUUGAGAGGAUCAUUCAGAAUCUGGACAUGCCGUUCUGGAAGUCCUUCUGGAACCUGACGGAAACAGAGCUGCUGUCGGGCUUGGCCAGCAUCACGUCCAACCCGGUGCGGGUGAAUCGUACCCUGUCGGUGCCCCCCAUGUCCUUCAAACUCCCGCUGACCUCUGACCCCAACCUGUCAGUCACCAUAUCCCCCCCUGUGGCCCACCGCGGCCCAGGCCCUGUGCACAUGCGCCUCAUCUCCCACGAGCUACGUGAGGGACAGGAGAGUGAGGAGUUGCUGGCUUUCUCCCGCACUGAAGGCACUCCCAUGUCCCUGAACCGUGGCCUCUUUUCGAAGCCGAGCCCCCCGUCCCCCUGGCUGCUGGUGCACUUCCACGGCGGGGGCUUCGUGGCCCAAACCUCCAAAUCACACGAGAACUACCUGAAGAGGUGGUCCCAGGACCUGAACGUGCCCAUCCUCUCUGUGGAUUACUCUCUGGCCCCCGAGGCACCCUUCCCCCGGGCCCUGGAGGAAUGCUUCUACGCCUACUGCUGGGCUCUCAAGCACUGCCACUUACUGGGCUCCACAGGCGAGCGCGUGUGCCUGGCUGGGGACAGCGCCGGGGGCAACCUCUGCAUAACCGUGUCCAUGCGGGCGCUGUCGUACUGCGUGCGCCCCCCCGACGGCAUCAUGGUGGCCUACCCCGCCACCCUGCUGACCACCUUCGCCUCGCCCUCACGCCUGCUCACCCUCAUCGACCCCAUGCUGCCUCUCAGCGUGCUCUCCAAGUGCAUCAGCGCCUACGCCGGUACGGAGCCGUGGGUGGGGGCGUCCCAGGAGGAAGGGGGUGCAGAGAACACAGACUCCACGCAGGGGGUGUCCAGCUGGUUCCAAUCUCUGCUCGACCCAAACAAGUCCCCCACUGUGCAGAGGAGCGUUUCAGACACAGCCCUCAGCUCGUCUUCCUCUGAUGCAACUGCAUCGGGCAGGGACCCCCCCCGGAGCCAGACCUGCCAGGACCUGUCCUCCGAUGGGAACAAGGGGGCGGACACCGGCCUCUCCUCCAAUAAAAACAAACACUCUGCCGCCGGCUCCUCCCCUCCCAGCGUGACUCCACCCCCGGCCUCAGGGGGGAACUUUCAGCAGCCGGGUCUGGAGGAGUACCCGGACGGGUUCCAGCCCCUGCGGUCGGAGCAGCUGGCCCACCUCACCAUGCACAGCUCCCCCAUCAGCAAAAACCCCUACGUCUCCCCCCUGCUGGCCCCGGACAGCAUGCUGAAGGGCCUCCCUCCCGUUCACAUUGUGGCCUCUGCCCUGGACGCCAUGCUGGAUGACUCCGUGAUGUUCGCCAAGAGGCUGAGAAGCCUCAACCAGCCAGUCACCUUGUCUGUGGUGGAGGACCUCCCCCACGGGUUCCUCAGCCUAUUGCAGCUCUCCAAGGAAACCCAGGAGGCCUCCAACAUCUGCAUGGAGCGAAUCAGAGAGGUCUUUGCCCAGCGGGGCCCGCAAUCAGCCAGUCACGGGCCGGAGCCAGGGAAGACCAAUCAGAAUGUUGCUUCACCUGUGGAAGGGGCCAGUCAGGAAAAGGAAUUGCCCGUUGGGGGAUGGACUAGAAAAAUCGAAGAUGAGGAAUUGGAAGCUUGAGGACUGAUAAUGGUUGCAUCAUUGUGCACUGGCCACUCUGUCCCACUCGAAAAAUGAACAUGGGUAAAACACCCAAAACAAGAAAAAGGACAUGGCAGGAGUGAAAAACAAUGCACUGUGACAGGAGACAAUGCGAGAGAUUCAAAGGCAGGAACGAGAGGAGAAAGUGCAAGAGCUUUGAAGCUAGAGAGAGGAGGACAAGAAAGAAACAGGAUAUAUUCCUUACUCUCUGACAGCCUCUCAGCUGUGAAGAGGGCAAGCAAGCUUGCCAUCCUACACUGUAACACACAACCGUCAGUAACAUUAAAGUGCCAGUGCUGUCAAAUAUAUAUAAUUUUCCAGCUAAUUUUGCUGCAAAUAAAAAUGUUUCUUACUGAAUUAUGUAAAUGCUAUGCUUAAAAAUAUGUAAAACUUGAAGGCUGGAGAAAUAUGCUCAAGUAUGUUUGAAUGUCUGAAUAAACCACACCACACACCCACACAUAGGACAGCCCCAUGCCAGUGAUGUGCGUAAAGGUGCACUUGUUGCCAGUUACAUUAGCUUACAUCAUAGGCACAACAUGGCCUAUCCUCUGUCGUCUUCUGUUGUCUCCAGAAUGCUAUGCUGUUGGCUGCAUAUUUAAGCCUGGCAGACACAGUGGCUGGAAUAACCACCAAGUCAAAGCUGCUCCUGAGAGAGGGAGUGGAGAUCAUAUGAAUUC